Molecule: messenger RNA, 492 nt
Organism: Rotaria sp. Silwood2
Lineage: Eukaryota; Metazoa; Rotifera; Eurotatoria; Philodinida; Philodinidae
Source: the annotation of a GenBank genome assembly
AUGCAUCCAGGAUAUAAAAGUAUAAACAUAAAUGAUAUUCAUGAAAAUUAUCUUACAUCUGAUCAAGAAAAAAACUAUGACAAUAACAUUGAGUUGAUAGUUGAACCAAUUAAUGUUGAAACCAUAUCAGAAGAAACUGUCAUUAAACAAACAGAAGUAUCUAAUGAAAAUAAUCUAAAAAGAUUAGCUUUGGGUGAUAUUGAUAAUACUACUGACAGUGAUGAAGAAAUAAAUGAGAAUGAACAAGAAAUUCGUACUAAAUAUAAUAUUGAUACAGAUUCAUGUACUCAACCAUGUGAUUUUAACAAUUUUUUAGUAUAUGAUAAAGAACCAUGCGUAGUAGCACCAGCAGAGAAAAAUAAAUUAAGUUCAUUAUUAACAGAUAAAACAAUUGAAGCAUUAGCCUUUCCUCAUUUAUUUCCAGAUGGUCAAGGCUCAUAUGACGAAGAUCGUCAAACAAUUCUUAGAUGGAAAGAAUAUUGUAAAGCNUAA